AUGCGUUCCAGUAGAGCUGAUACAAUUAGUAAUCAAAUGUUCAAAAUUAAUUCAUAGCGUAACAAAUAGGCAUUUACUCUACUGGAAAAUUCAAACCGAGAGCAAACUAAAGUGUGUUUAGAGUCCCUAUUAUAAUAUGGUAUUUAGUGAAAAAACAACUUCAAUUGGGGUAGGAUGAGCCUGUCCAAGUUAUAAAAUUCCAAAAUAUGAGUAUCUUCUAUAUAUAUUACUUCACUUGGAUACUAUUUUUAAGUCCACAAUUACUAUACUAAAAUAAGGAAGCAUAACAUUGA
This is a messenger RNA of Paramecium octaurelia, 293 nucleotides long. NCBI's taxonomy places the organism in Eukaryota, Ciliophora, Oligohymenophorea, Peniculida, Parameciidae. The record is from the annotation of a GenBank genome assembly.